ACCAAUCACAGGAGCGUCUGCGGCGACUCUUUAAACUUUUCUUCGCUGAAGGAAACCAUGGCAAGCAAGCAGGUGAUCAUCGACACUGACUGCGGCAUAGAUGAUGCUCAGGCCAUCAUGAUGGCCCUGGCAGCACCUCACAUUCAGAUCAUGGGCAUUACCUGUGUAUUUGGAAACGCAACAGUCAACCAUGUGUGUCAGAAUGUUCUGAGGGUGCUCUCCGUCUGUGAGCGCAAGGGGAUCCCUGUGUUCCGAGGUGCUGCUGGUCCUCUAGUUGGAGCCAGUAACCCCGUUAGUAACCACUUUGGAACUGAUGGACUCGGGGAUGUGAUUGAAGAUAAAGACCCACACUGGGCGGAGAAAAUCCAGAGAGAGCAUGCAGUCAAUGCAAUGAUUAGGCUGGUGAAUGAAAACAAGAAACAGGUCUCCCUGGUGGCCCUUGGCCCUCUCACUAAUCUGGCACUGGCUAUCAGACUGGAUCCAUGUUUCCCCCAAAAGCUCAAAGACCUGUACAUUAUGGGAGGCAACAUGGAAGGAAAAGGAAAUGUGACACUAUGUGCCGAGUUCAACUUUGCAUUGGAUCCAGAGUCUGCCUAUAUUGUUCUUGAGGAGUUUCACUGCCCUACAUUCCUGGCAUCCUGGGAGUACUCGUGCAGAAAUGCACUGACGUGGGAGUUCUUUGAAGAGCUGAUCAAUCAGGACACACCUGCUUCAAACUUUAUGAAGUUAAUAACAUCGAAAUGCUGGGCUUACUCCAAAAACGUUAUGAAGAGCAAGAGAGACGUGUACUUUGGACCUGGCUUUGUCUCUUACGACGCCUACGCAAUGGCCGCGUGUAUUGACGAAAGUGUGGUAACAGAGACAAUCCAGUGUCCCGUCCGUGUGGAGCUGCAGGGUUCCAUCACUCGAGGCAUGAUGGCACUGGACCGCACAAAUGAGCUGAAGAAGAGCCACAGUGUGUUUGUUCUCACGAAGUGUGACAUUGCCAAGUUUAGUAAGUUACUCAUGAAGUCUGUUAGACGACCUGAGAAGUAAUCACUGAUGACAUAUGUAUGGGUAUGGAGAAAAAAGAUAAGUUCCUCCUUCAAUCAAAUCAUUUUUGAGUAUAUCGAAUUAAAAAAAAUAUGAUUUUUGCUUAAACCCUUUAAACCCUGACAAAUUGAGGUGAUGUACAAUAUCAACCUUUUCUCCAUUCUAAAUUUCACUAGAGGUGCACUAAUGGGUCGACUUAGCGACUUUAUCUCUGAAAAGCGACUAGCAACAAAUUCAGCAACUUAUUCAUUGGGGAAAAGUUCAUAGUUUAUUUCCAUGCAUCCUGCUCAGAGUAAUCACAGUGACUGUCUCUUUUGCCAGAGGCGCGGGGUCUCUUCUACCCCCUCUCUCCCCUCUUGAGCCGUGCACACACUGGGUCUUAUUCAUUAAACCUGAGCAGAAUGAAUUUGUGUGUAAACUCUUCGCAGAAGGAAAUUUACGGGUAUUUCAUCAUUCAUCAAUAUGCUACUAGCUCCGAUCUUUUCAUAGAUUCUAACAAAGUCUACACCUGUUUCUGACUGCUCGUAGUGCUUGUGUAAAUAAGAUACUGCACAGAAAUGUUGAUUGUCAUUAUUAGAAAUUACAAUUUUAGUUUGUGUUGUGCUGUUAUGUUCAUGACAAAAGAUUAGAAAUAACACAUUUAGCUAGACUAGUUGGUAUUUAGCAGAUUUAGGCUUCGGAUUAAGAUUCUUAAAAACAUGAAGUAAUAAUUUAAAUCGACUUAAUACAAAACUGGAAAACACAGUUCUGCCAAUAAAUAAAAUAACAUCUCCUCCUCUGCCCUCUUUACGCACUGCAGUCCCAAACUGCAUGUAAUUUUUGUUUAAUUUAAUUAUCAGAGACUUGACGUAGGAGAUGUAAACAUUAUUUCAAAUUGAAUAUUGGUUUAAAAAGACCUGUGGAUGUGGGAAAGCAAUUCGGCGUAUGUCUUGUUGGUGAAUUCAAAUCUGCCAGAGAGUUAGAGGAAGCUGAUGUGGUUUUACACCAGACUAUAUUACUUGUUGUUAAAUUUAACGGUGGGUUAUGACCGACAUCAGACUGCCUGCAUUAAGAUGUUUUAAUGGUGGUUUCAUUUAACAACAGAGACAGAGAAUGCCGAGGCUCAGGGCAAACACAGUAGUUAGCUGGCUGUCCAUGACGGCAGAUGAGGGAGAUGUGAUGCUGCUCUGCAGGGUGCUUGGUGUGUGUGCAGUUGACACAAGGGAAGCUGACGACGGAGGGGCAGGGGCUCGAUUCAAAUGAUGCUGUCAGGCAAACAACAUGCUUCUAAGUGUUUUUUCAAUUUUCUCAAUCCCAAUUCACCUAAGAUAACUUCAGAGUCAGCACUGGACAAGUUUGUCUUUACUCUUUCUUUGUUUGCUCCAUGUUCACAGGUCGACAGGACGCACCUAUCCAUAGUAACUAUCACCUCCAUAUAUGGUCGUCACUGACAUAUUUAUGGGCAGGGAUGUACACUGACUGCUUACAAGUGGGAGCGCGCUGUCAAUUUAUUAUUGAUUGGCACUCAUGCACAUACACACGUGCCUACGAUUAAAUCUGAGUUUUCCAUGGCAUUCAUGAAUCCAGUGUAGGGUUUUAGUACCAAGGUUUUUUAUGUGCAAAUCUACUGAGAGAUUUGCUGACAUUUCCUGAAUGAGACCCAGUGUGUGGCAGGCAGGAGAGGAGACACUACUGUACACACACCUUUACAUUCCAUAUUGAUACUAAUUCAUAAAUAAUUUUUUAAUUCUACAAACAAAUAGAUAAUUAUCGUUUUAAGUAAAUGAUGAAUAGUAGGCUCUCUGUAAUAUCACUACAUCCACAGUAUAGACUACUGUUUUCUCUGAUUGUUCUUCUCUGAUAUGUAAAUAAUUCAUUUGAGCAUAUGAAAGUCUGUUGCUCCUUUUUUCUUUUUGAAAAGUAAAACAUGCUACACAGAUAUACUACAAGUCAUUUUCAGCUGGAUUAUAUUUGUACAAAAAAGCUCCGUCCAGUAACCUGCUGUACUUUUUAUUUGGAGUUGAAGUGAGAGUAAGAGAAGGUCAGGUACGUUUGUGCAGCUUUGGAGAAGAUGUGAAAGUUAUUUAAUAGUCAGUGUUUAAAAUGAACCUACAGUUAAAUCUCCCUUUAAAGGAAAGUGACAAUCAUGUUCGUGUAUGCUGUCCAUUAUAGAGAGAUGGAGAAAGAGAGAAAAUCAGAAUUGGCAUAUCAAACUAAAAAUAAACUGGAAAUCAGAAUUGGCCAAGAAAAUUUCAAUUGUUGCAAACCAUUACAAGGCCACCUUCAUAAAGUUUUUGUUCACUGUUACAUAUUUAACUGGGCUUCUGUCGUAACAAGCAGCUACAGCACCAAACCUGGGGCUCCCAUUUUUGCCCAGAUGUGCAGGAAAUGCAAUAGUUUGAUGAUGGGGCAAUGUUACAGGGGGUGUAAGAAAAUUUGUAUUUAAUACAGUUUAAAAAGUCAUUUUCCAUGAUCUUUUACAAGAAUACACUACUGACAUUUUAAUGCUUGAAACUUACCCUUUCACGUAUAGUGUAACCAAGGAUUGAACAUCCCAUCCAGACUUGCUGUGUUUGGAAGUUUUUUGGAACUUGUCUCAUCUCACUUUCCUCUCCUGCCCUCGUCACCCGUACACCGUCCUCUCCUUGCCUACUCUCCUUUCUCCUCAUCUGUGCAUCACUAAGGUCCCCUGUACUUUCUCAUAUCUAUGUUUGAUCCAUGGCCGCUAUCCAAGGGUGGAUAAACUCCUGGUGCCUGUCAUAUGACACAGAUAAGCAAAGCACAAUGUACAUUUAUAUCGCCAUAAAUUAAUGAAUUCAACACUAUAAUCAUGCUAUUUUUAAAUCUUUGUAGUUCUGGAUUUCCUCAUCUGAAGUGUUAAGGCCUUUGCACACCAAGUCUGUAUUAGUCUGGAUUUUUUUGUGUUUUUUUUUUUUUUUUUUAAUACAUCACUCAAUAAAAAUCAUUGUGCACAUAAA
This is a messenger RNA of Epinephelus lanceolatus (giant grouper), 3989 nucleotides long. Its product is annotated as inosine-uridine preferring nucleoside hydrolase. Gene Ontology annotation, molecular function: hydrolase activity, hydrolyzing N-glycosyl compounds. NCBI's taxonomy places the organism in Eukaryota, Metazoa, Chordata, Actinopteri, Perciformes, Serranidae. The record is from RefSeq and is a predicted model, not a curated record.